AUGCCCCUUUGGCUCGUUUUCCACCCCCCGGGCACUUUUGACGACGACGCCGCGAAGCGAGCAUUAAGCAAAGACAUAACGAACAUAUACACUGGAAUUGGUCUUCCAGCCUUUUACGUCGUCAUCAACUUCGUUAAGCUCUCGCCCCGGGACGUCUGGAUUGGAGGUGAACCUCAAACCGACAAACCUUUCAUUCGAAUCGUCGCUGAUCACAUUGCUGUUCGGCUUGAGGAUGAUGACCUGGCUUAUAAACGCACCGCUGCUGCCUUCGACAACGCCUUGAAGCCGCAUAUUGCUGACAAGGGAUAUGAUUGGGAAUUUCAUGUCGAUGAGACCGAGCGGAGACUCUGGCGCGUCAAUGGAAUGAUUCCGCCCCCGUUUGGGAGCGAUGCCGAGGAGCGGUGGGCGAAGGAUAACAAACCAACCGUGUGGAGCGGCGCCUAUUAA
This is a messenger RNA of Aspergillus puulaauensis, 447 nucleotides long. Its product is annotated as tautomerase family protein. The coding region runs from base 1 to 447 and encodes 148 amino acids. The transcript has a single exon. The record is from RefSeq and is a predicted model, not a curated record. Lineage: Eukaryota; Fungi; Ascomycota; Eurotiomycetes; Eurotiales; Aspergillaceae.